UUUAAUUCUUUCUGUUCCUAUUUGCAAAUUUAUGAAGUACUGUACCGGUAUUUCAACACAUUUCGUUGUCAUUCAUUUGCGUUUUAUCACCGCAUUUGACCGGAGGAUUGUUAUUUGAUUGACUCCAUUAGGUUUGUCGUAAGCUUGCAACGCCACUUGUGUGUUCAUGUUUUAUCACCACAUUAGAUCAGAGGAUUGUCUUUUGUUGGCUUUGUCUGACACUGUGGCUCACCUCGGCUCACCUCAAUUAAAACUGGUUUCCUCCGUCGUGAUUGUCACGAUACACAACGCAGAGUCAAAACGCUGGUUCCAUACGUCCCGCCUCUUGUCGGUGAAAGACCAAUGAUUAGUCACAACACCAGGAAGACUUUGCACUCUGUGGUCCAUUCAUUGUGCAGCACUGCAAACUUUAACAGGCUGUCUUCGACUACGACGGAUUCAGUCAUUAUGGAUAUAUCAUAUGAGGAUCUGAAAGCACUUUUGGAGCACCCAAAUAUAUGUCUUAUUGACGUCCGUACUCAGUCGGAAGUGGACAAGGGACGUAUACCUGGAUCUCUUCAUAUCCCAGUUGAUGCAGUGGAAGUGGCCUUACAGAUGUCACCAGAAGAAUUCAAAGCAAAAUACGGAGUUAACAAGCCACAGUUCAACUCCUCAGAGCUGGUCUUUCAUUGCCAAAUGGGAAAACGAGGGGAAACGGCCACAUGCAAAGCAAAGCAACUUGGCUACUCGCAUGCACGAAAUUACACCGGAGGAUACAAGGAGUGGUCUGAGAGAGGAGGGCAAUGACAUGAAUGAGAACAUGGUGCAAUAUACCAAAAGCAACCAUGUAUUUUAGUGUUUAUCUUGGUUGGUUUUCAAUGACACUCCGUGUUUUAAUAAAA
Molecule: messenger RNA, 881 nt
Organism: Corythoichthys intestinalis (scribbled pipefish)
Lineage: Eukaryota; Metazoa; Chordata; Actinopteri; Syngnathiformes; Syngnathidae
Product: thiosulfate:glutathione sulfurtransferase-like
Exons: 4
Coding region: 343-786 (147 amino acids)
Source: RefSeq, a predicted model, not a curated record